Felis catus (domestic cat) is the source of this 1630-nucleotide messenger RNA. RefSeq names its product acyl-CoA dehydrogenase short/branched chain (gene ACADSB). Gene Ontology annotation, molecular function: flavin adenine dinucleotide binding; acyl-CoA dehydrogenase activity. The record is from RefSeq and is a predicted model, not a curated record. Gene Ontology annotation, cellular component: mitochondrion. NCBI's taxonomy places the organism in Eukaryota, Metazoa, Chordata, Mammalia, Carnivora, Felidae. The transcript is spliced from 11 exons. The coding region runs from base 249 to 1538 and encodes 429 amino acids.
AGGACAGCGCCCAAGGUCAGGGCCUAGUUGGAAUGGACUCAGAAGAGCUGACUCAUGUUUGGUUAAGGAGAGAGCCUUUGUCAGAUUUCCCCAACAAAGUGAGAGAGAAGCUAAAACAGGAGACUGAGGAAAAACUGACCAGAAGGAACGGGAAGACAAUGAGAGGGGAGCAUUUGGAAGGAGGAGGGUGUGCUCCCCUGAACCGAAUCUGCUGACAGCAAGUAAAUUGAAGCCUGGGGAGCAUAGAGAUGUUGGUGGAGGCCCUCCAGGGAGAGGUGCCGCUAAGAAGACAUGUCCCAACUUGCCUGUCUUCUUGGAAAACUCCUCCCCGUGUCCUGAAAUCUUCCCAGUCAGCAGCUCUGCUCGGUGUAACGGAUCAUGGGCCAUCCUGCGCCCCUCUGCAGAUGUUUACAGAGGAGGAGAUGAUGAUUAAGAACACAGUUAAAAAAUUUGCCCAGGAACAGAUUGCUCCUCUGGUUUCAACGAUGGAUGAAAAUUCAAAAAUGGAGGAAUCAGUAAUACAAGGAUUAUUUCAGCAAGGGUUGAUGGGUAUUGAAAUUGAAACAAAAUAUGGAGGAACAGGAGCUUCCUUUUUUUCCUCUAUCCUAGCGAUAGAGGAAUUAGCCAAAGUUGAUGCAUCUGUGGCUUUGGUGUGUGACCUCCAGAACACCGUCAUUAACAAUCUGAUUAGAAAACAUGGAACAGAAGAACAAAAGGCUACCUAUUUGACCGAGCUUGCGACAGAGAAAAUAGGAAGUUUCUGCCUUUCAGAGGCUGGAGCAGGUAGCGAUGCAUUUGCUUUGAAGACCAGAGCUGAUAAAAAGGGAAAUUAUUAUGUCAUCAAUGGGUCAAAGAUGUGGAUCACCAAUGCUGAGUAUGCGGGGCUCUUCCUGGUGAUGGCAAACAUAAAUUCUGACCUUGGGUAUAAAGGAAUUACCUGCUUCUUAGUAGAUCGCGACACUGAAGGCCUUCACGUAGGGAAAGCAGAAAACAAAAUGGGGUUGAGAGCUUCUUCCACCUGCCCAUUAACGUUUGAAAACGUCAAGGUUCCAGAAACCAACAUCCUGGGACAAAUUGGACACGGCUAUAAGUAUGCCAUAGGGAGUCUUAAUGAAGGCAGAAUAGGAAUUGCUGCACAGAUGCUGGGAUUGGCUCAAGGCUGCUUUGACCACACUAUCCCAUAUAUGAAGGAAAGGAUACAAUUUGGCAAAAGGAUAUUCGAUUUUCAGGGGCUCCAACACCAAGUGGCUCAGGUGGCCACCCAGCUGGAGGCUGCAAGAUUGCUAAUAUACAACACUGCUAGGCUUUUAGAAGGUGGAAAGUCAUUCAUAAAAGAAGCAUCCAUGGCCAAAUACUAUGCAUCAGAGAUUGCAGGCCUCACAACCAGUAAGUGUAUCGAGUGGAUGGGAGGAGUCGGCUACACCAAAGAUUUCCCUGUGGAAAAAUACUUCCGAGAUGCAAAAGUUGGCACAAUAUACGAAGGAGCUUCAAAUAUCCAGCUCAACACCAUCGCAAAGUGCAUUGACACAGAAUACUGACGUCCACAGGGACGGGCCUCUCCCCCUUGUCGCUGGCAUAAAAGUCUAAACUAUCGUGCCUUUUUGUGGAAGUAAACCUCCAUGGCAUUGAA